CGUCACUCAAACACAGAAGCAGGAAACCAUUUCAACUUGUCAGUUCAGGGAAACAGAAACUGAAGUGUAGUUGAGCUGCUGUGUGUUUGUGUCGCUCUCUGUAUUCAUGCAGUAAAAUGGCAGAAGCCAGAGUUUCUCAGGAUGAGUUCACGUGUUCAGUGUGUCUGGAUCUCCUGAAGGAUCCAGUGACUAUCCACUGUGGACACAGUUACUGUAAGAUCUGUAUUACAGGCUGCUGGGAUCAGGAGGAUCAGGAGAGAGUCUACAGCUGCCCUCAGUGCAGACAGACCUUCAGUCCAAGACCUGCUUUAGCUAAAAACACCAUUCUGGCUGAAGUGGUGGAGAAACUGAAGAAGACUAAACUUCCUGCUGACUGUUACGCUGGAGCUGGAGAUGUGCAGUGUGACGUCUGUACUGGAAGAAAACACAAAGCCGUCAAGUCCUGUCUGGUGUGUCAGGAGUCUUUCUGUCAAACUCAUUUUGACCGUCAUGAGGAAUAUCACUCUCGUAAGCCACACAAAGUGAUCGAUGCCACUGGACGACUGCAGGACAUGAUCUGCCAUAAACAUGAUAAAGAGCUAGAAAUGUACUGUAUCACUGAUCAACAAUGCAUCUGUGUGCGGUGUAAGGAGUAUGAACAUAAAAACCACAACACUGUAUCAACUGCAGCACAGAGGACAGAGAAACAGAAACGGCUGAAGGAGAAGCAGAUGAAGAUCCGUCAGAGGAUCCAGCAGAGAGAGAAAGAUCUUCAGCAGCUGAGAGAGGCUGUGGAGUCUCAUAAGCGCUCUGCACAGACAGCAGUGGAGGACAGUGAGAGGAUCUUCACCGAGCUCAUCCGCUCCAUCGAGAGAAGCCGCUCUGAGGCCACACAGCGGAUCAGAGAUCAGGAAGAGACUGCAGCGAGUCGAGCUGAAGGACGACUGGAGCGACUGGAGCAGGAGAUCAAUGAUCUGAGGAGGAGAGACGCUGAGCUGGAGCAGCUUUCACACACACAGGAUCACAUCCAUUUCCUGCAGAGUUUCCAGUCUCUCUCAGCUCCUCCUGAAUCUACAGACGUAAAUGACGAUCCCUUCAGUUCUCUCUCCUCUUUUGAUGGAGUGAGAGAAUCUGUCCGUCAGCUGAGAGACAAAUUGGAGGAUUUCUGUAAAGAGGAGCUGAAGAAGAUCUCUGACAGAGUCACAUUCACCAACAUGAAUCCCAAGACCAGGAACGACUUCCUACAGUAUUCCCAUCGGAUCACUCUGGAUCUGAACACAGUGAAUAAACACCUCCGUCUGUCUGAGGAGAACACAGUGAUUACUGUCACUGACACACCACAGUCGUAUCCUGAUCAUCCAGACAGAUUUGAUUAUCCUCAGGUGUUGUGUAGAGAGAGUGUGUGUGAUCGACGCUGUUACUGGGAGAUUGAGUGGAGUGGAUAUAUGUAUAUAUCAGUGUCAUAUAAGAGCAUCACCAGGAAGGGAUGGGGUGAUGAGUGUGUGUUUGGAUAUAAUGAUCAGUCCUGGAGUUUGAUCUGCUCUUCCUCCAGAUACUCAUUCAUACACAAUAACAUACAGACUGAUCUCCCUGUAAAGCCCAUCAUCAUCAGAACAGUGAAUGAGGAGAAUCACUAUAGAGUAGGAGUGUAUGUGGAUCACAGUGCAGGAACUCUGUCCUUCUACAGCGUCUCUGGAGACACAAUGAUCCUCAUCCACACAGUCCAGACCACAUUCACUCAACCACUCUAUCCUGGGUUUAAUGUUGAUUAUUAUGGAUCAGUGAAACUGUGUUGAUGAAUCAGAACAGAGAGACUCUACCCAUAAUGCUUUGAGCUGAUGAUGAAUCAGUGACAGUGAGAUGUUAUAGAGUCUCUUAUUUUCUCUUCAUUACAUUAAUACUACAGCUGAACGUUUGCAGUUGAAAUAGACAGGAAGAACACUGUGUGUGUGUGUGUGUGUGUGUGUGUGUGUGCUAUAUUGUAUGUACUGAAAACAGACUCUCUACCUUUACUGCUACUCAAUAUACGAUGUUUUGCUGGAAGACAUCAUGGACUAUGGGCCUCUGAAGACUUCUGUGAGAAACGAGCAAAAUCAAUUUCAAUUUUAGAUCAGCUAAGGAGGCUUUAGGCAAGACACGGUUCAUUUAAAUACAGUUGAUUCAAUGUGUUAUUUGCAAGAUAUGCACCAAUAAACAUUUUGAGAUCAUGCA
Molecule: messenger RNA, 2190 nt
Organism: Megalobrama amblycephala (Wuchang bream)
Lineage: Eukaryota; Metazoa; Chordata; Actinopteri; Cypriniformes; Xenocyprididae
Product: tripartite motif-containing protein 16-like protein
Exons: 6
Coding region: 117-1775 (552 amino acids)
Molecular function (GO): zinc ion binding; protein binding
Source: RefSeq, a predicted model, not a curated record